GCACCACACACCUCCCCUGCGUGGCCCUUCUUCUCUACAGGCCCCAGGCUGAAUAUCUGGCUGCGUUGUUCUCGCCUUCCUCUCUUUCUUGUGUCUCUUCAAGCACAGCCUUUGUGUUGCGACGUUGCCGCUCGUUAUACACCGUCAGUCCUUCCUUUGCGUUUCUCCAGAGUCGCGCUGUGCAGUGACUCGGACCACCCCACAUUCAUUAAGAUCUCUAUCGUUGUGACGUGAAUACACUUGAUACAUACGCACAGUCCAAUUGCACCUCAAAUUUCCUGGCCACAACGCACGGCCAUUUGUCCUGGUGGCAAGACCUGGAGUCAACCACCUGAUUUAUCGACAAAGAAAGACUUGUCUCGGAAGGGUCUCUCGACUUGUUCGACCUCAAAGAUACAACAGCACCAUCUGGAGGACCAAUACAUAACCUGAGAAUUCUCAGCAACCGCCAUGCCGUCCUUAAACCUCAAGACCGCAGGCGUAGCCCUCCUCUCCCUACUCGCAUCCACCUCCUUGGCUCAGACAUUCACAGACUGUAACCCCCUCGAGAAAGAUGACUGUCCCGACAUGCAGGCGUUGGGUGUCUCCAACUAUACCAUUGAUUUCGAGAAGAACAUGAUGUCCACAAGGGUUUGGAACACAACGGCGGGAAAGGUCGACUUUAAACCUGCGGGUGCUCAAUUCACCAUCAACCGACGAGGCGAUGCUCCCACCGUCCAGACCAACUUCUAUAUCUUCUUCGGCCAGGUAGAAAUCAUCAUGAAGGCCGCAACAGGCACUGGUAUUGUCUCCUCGAUUGUGAUGCAGUCAGAAGAUCUCGAUGAAGUUGAUUGGGAAUGGAUUGGAGGAAACGACACCCACGUGCAAUCAAACUAUUUUGGCAAGGGCAAUACAACCUCCUUUGACCGCGCCAUCUGGCAUCCAGUCAGCAAACCUCAGGAUGAAUAUCACAACUACACGGUGGACUGGACGCGGGAUCAACUGGAAUGGUUUAUCGAUGGCCAAUCCAUCCGCGUACUCAAGGCAGGAGAGGCCAAUGGAGGCUUGAACUUUCCCCAAACCCCUUGCAACAUUCGUCUCGGUAUCUGGGCUGGUGGUGACCCGAAGAACCCUGAGGGCACUAUUGAAUGGGCCGGUGGUGAGACCGACUACAAAGAUGUCCCCUGGACCAUGACAGUGAAGUCAGUCCGCAUUUCUGAUGCCACCGAAGCCACGCAGUACCAAUGGACCGAUCGAAGUGGUAGCUGGCAGAGUAUCAAGGUUGUCAAUGACACCAAACCCAUUCAACUCGACGGCGAAAACAGCCAAUCCACUGUCCAGAGCGUGUCACAGAAAUGGAACGGACUUCCCAAUACCACCAAAUACAUCAUUAUUGGUGUUGUUUGCGGUGUCGUUCUUCUGAUUGUCGCCAUCUUCAUCUUCUGCUGCAUCAAACAACGGCGAGCAGGCAAGCACGAGAAGCUGAUCGAAGACGCCAAAUACGAAAAGAACGCUGCCGAGGUUCUAGCAUACCGCAGCACCAUCACCCAGCAACGGAACAACGAGCUCAAGUCAGCUCAGUAUGGAGUAGCACCUGUCAUGGGCAACGCCGGUGCAAUGUACCAGAACCGCGGCCAGGCGCAACCCAUGAUCUCUGGGACCAUGUCUCCGAACCCAGGUUAUGGUUAUGCCAACAGUGUGAGCACAUAUGGCAGCGGACGAGGCUAUCAGAAGUAUUAGAGACGGACAUGUAUGGGAUAUCAGGACCUCUGAUCGGAGCCCUGACAAGACCGUCCGUCCGUGGUGAUCAGUCUUUUUCGAGGCAUAUUCUCGCUAUACUCGUGCGUAACCUCAGCCCACCGGCAUAAGCUCAGUCUUCUAUGACCAUCUUGUCCCAGGCUGAUUGUAUAGACACAUCAAGAUGACUACAGGGGCGUUGAUGAUUGUUCUCAGGUCGAUUUAUUGAUUGAUUAAUGUCAAGCAAGGCGUUGUUGCGUCUAUCUCUGGACCGAGCAAGACACAGAACAUGUCAUACGCCUUUCCCAUUUUUUUUAUUACAUUCUCCCCGGUGAUUUUUUUCCAGGCCCAACAUGAAGCACCAAUCCAAACAAAUCUUGGUGGCGGUGCGGCCUUGGUGAGCUAAACAACCAGUCAUGCGCCAACUGCCUUGCUUCGUAUGCGCAUGCGUCUGCUGCCGCAGUCAAACCGGCCCUUUCCUACACUAACACAGUCGUAAUGUGCUGUUCCCAGCGCCUCCAAACCACCCAAGUGACGCUCCUUGGAGAGAGCAUUCAACGUGAAAAGUGGAACGAUCAAGAUCGAGGAUUGAUCCUAGCUCAUAUCAUUUCUUGACGUUCUCCUUGCUCUCGUUGCUCUCGUUGCCUUUGUUUCUCCACAGUGGCACAAUCUGACUAAUCUUAUUCUUCAAGUUGCUGCCAUUCAUGUUCAUGUCCGGUGGGCUGACGGGAUUCUUUCGGACGGGAAUAUCGACGAUUUUGACUUCUCCGGGAGCGAUAAGGCGGGCCGGGUUGGCUGACGGGCCUGUGACUUUGACCUUGAACUUCAUGUCAUCGGGCAGGAAGAAUCCGGUGUCGAGACAAUCGCCCCGCAAGUUGAUUUCACGCAGCUUCUUUGGGUCGAACCACUUGUAAAAGGGGCCGGCGUCGAGCGCAAAGUUCUGCAGGGUCAGAUUUCGGAUGGGGAGGUAACGGAGAUUUUCCCGAGGCAUCUGGCUGGCCACCAAGAACUGAGCGCCACGGAUGGCUUGUUGAUCGAGGUACUCGCCAUAGCCGAACUCUUCAUGCAAUCUUCCUUCACCGUGGAAGCCAAGAUACUCGGUGUAUUCCUCAUCAACCUCAGCAGAUGGGUCAUAUGUCCAGUGUCGAUCGAUGCGGCGAAACGAUGGCUUGCCUUCUCUCGGGUCGAAUGGAGGUUGUCUCAUUUCAGGUUCCAAAGCCAUCUCGAGGUGGAGCGUGCUCAGGUUCUUGUUGACCCAGCAGGUGGCCCAGAUCAGAGGUUGGUAAGACUGCAUCAUACCAUUCAAUUGAAGGUAGCGCAGGUUGUGGAAUGUGAGAAGAGGUCGCAGGCCUUGGAUGGGAAAAAGGUCCUUGUUGAGAUCUUCUUGGUCUUCGUCAAGAUCAUCGAUGUCACCACCAUCUUCAUCAUCAGACCCGUGGCUUUCCAGCUUGAUAGACCAGAACAGAUCGAGAUUGAGAGAGUCUCGCUGCUUGUCUAGGUGUCGCCAUAACUGAGGACGGAAGUUGGGGAUUGGCUUCUCGGGGCCACCGAGAUCGACGCUAGCGGGCCUGUCAGAUACGAUGAAUGAUGGUCACUGUAUCACACCUCUCUUACCUGAUAUGAGCCAUCUGAGGAUCGGAUGUGCUUGAGAGACUUUCUCUGGAUCUGGUUUGAUCAUGUUGUCUGACUGGGGAGACCUGAGGACUGCUGGAUCGAAUUGGAUGUGGGGGAUCUGUGAGUGACGUGUCAAGCUCAUACAAAUCGUUACGAUAAAACAGAUCGUGAAGAUGUAACGAGUCGGAAGACAUCGUGAAGGGAGCCGAGUGUGGUGACUCUAGCAGGACAUGACGAGAACGUGAACUUCGAACAGGAGUGUCAAGGGAGGGAGUGGAUCCGGGAGAUUGAAGGUGACGAGAGAAAUUUGGUGUAGACAUGGCGAAAGCCGUGCUGCUUACCUAGGUAGGCAUUCACGACAUAGGCUAGGUCACUGCAGUCUCAGAACAAAGACGUGAAGUCUGGUUGAAGUGAAAGGUCAAGGAUGAAGAAGAUUUGUGGGCGGAGGAGGAAGAGAAACUGAUUCACCAUUAAC
This is a messenger RNA of Exophiala mesophila, 3805 nucleotides long. RefSeq lists its product as uncharacterized. The record is from RefSeq and is a predicted model, not a curated record. Gene Ontology annotation, molecular function: hydrolase activity, hydrolyzing O-glycosyl compounds; glycosyltransferase activity. The transcript is spliced from 2 exons. Gene Ontology annotation, biological process: carbohydrate metabolic process; fungal-type cell wall organization. Gene Ontology annotation, cellular component: fungal-type cell wall. Lineage: Eukaryota; Fungi; Ascomycota; Eurotiomycetes; Chaetothyriales; Herpotrichiellaceae. Bases 451 to 1719 code for a protein of 422 amino acids.